CUCAGAAAAACAAAACCUAACAUGCAUCGUGGAAAUCGAAAUCACCGACCAAAAGAAAACAAGUAUGUGUUGUGUGUGUGAGUUUGUUGAUGUACACGUUGAUGAACAUGGCUCCUACUGCACUCUCCUAUCUUCUCUCAUCGGCAAAUCUUCACCGUUUCCCUUCCCCAAACCCUAACCCUAAUUUCCUCCAUCCGCGUACCACCACCCAAUUCCUCACCUUCGCAUCCAAUUCUUCACCGCAAAACUCCACCGCCACUCCUCCUCCUCCCACUCCGCCUCCGCCGGAACCCUCCGAGAAGAAAUCAUUUGCGGUGUCCACCGGCGAGCUGUUCUUAGGUAUCGCGACGCGCCUGAUCAAGGGCAGCAGGGGAGGAAGCAUCGUAGCGGAUUCCUCUUCGGCUUCGGUGAAAGAGGAGGAGAGGAUUGGUGCGGUGGUGGAGGAUGAGAUCCAACCCGACGUCAUUUGGGAGCAGAGAGUGAAGGACGUUGAAGCUGAGCGCAAACGCAGAGUCGUCACAAGCCCUGGCUUUAGUUUCUCUGCUGCUGGUCUUCUCUUCCCUUACCAUCUUGGUGUUGCUCAAUUCCUCAUUGAAAAUGGUUACAUCAAGGAAACUACUCCUUUAGCUGGUUCCUCUGCAGGAGCUAUAGUAUGUGCUGUGAUUGCUUCUGGAGCUAGCAUGGAAGAAGGCUUGAAUGCUACUAAAAUCUUGGCUGCCGAUUGCCGCGACAGGGGAACUGCAUUUCGACUUGGGGCUGUUCUACGGGACGUUCUUGAGAAAUUUUUGCCAGAUGAUGUUCAUGUCAGAUCGAAUGGGAGAGUUCGGGUUGCUGUGACACAGCUUCUUUGGAGACCCAGGGGUUUGCUGGUGGAUCAGUUUGAUUCUAAGGAAGAUCUCAUCAAUGCAGUUUUUACUUCUUCCUUCAUUCCAGGAUAUCUUGCACCAAGACCAGCAACAAGGUUUAGAAAUCGACUAUGCGUUGAUGGGGGCUUGACAUUGUUUAUGCCACCAACAUCUGCAACACGAACGGUUCGUGUUUGUGCUUUCCCAGCUAGCCGAUUGGGAUUGCAAGGGAUAGGGAUUAGUCCAGAUUGCAAUCCUGAAAAUGUUACUAGCCCCCGACAGCUUUUCAAUUGGGCUCUCGAGCCAGCAGAUGAUGCAAUUCUUGAUAGACUCUUUCAGCUUGGAUAUUUAGAUGCUGCUGUCUGGGCGAAGGAAAACCCAGUCGAAGAAAUAGUUCAAGAUGGUAGUCCUGCGCUUGGAAAUAGCAUUGCAGAAUAGCUCAUUAUGUAGACUGAAGAUGCACGAGGAACAAAUUAUGUUACCCUUGAAAUGGAGCGUCAAGUCAACAAGUAAUGAUGUCUUGAAGUAAAUAACUAGAGGAAUGAAUUUCGUUGUUUUAAUGUACAUUGCCAUAGGCGAAAGAAAAAUGGAGAGGUAUACAUGUUAAAUUUCUAAGCCACAAGGGUCAUGUAGUUUAAUUUAGAAUCCCUGACCCUCUAUCUGAUUUAUUGUGAAAUAAAACAGAAUUUAUUACCUUAUCGGUGACAAAA
This is a messenger RNA of Arachis duranensis, 1555 nucleotides long. RefSeq lists its product as uncharacterized. Gene Ontology annotation, molecular function: triacylglycerol lipase activity. NCBI's taxonomy places the organism in Eukaryota, Viridiplantae, Streptophyta, Magnoliopsida, Fabales, Fabaceae. Gene Ontology annotation, biological process: lipid homeostasis; triglyceride catabolic process. The record is from RefSeq and is a predicted model, not a curated record. The transcript has 7 exons. Gene Ontology annotation, cellular component: membrane; lipid droplet; cytoplasm. Bases 90 to 1283 code for a protein of 397 amino acids.